Molecule: messenger RNA, 1170 nt
Organism: Ostreococcus lucimarinus CCE9901
Lineage: Eukaryota; Viridiplantae; Chlorophyta; Mamiellophyceae; Mamiellales; Bathycoccaceae
Exons: 1
Coding region: 1-1170 (389 amino acids)
Cellular component (GO): membrane
Molecular function (GO): sulfotransferase activity
Source: RefSeq, a predicted model, not a curated record
AUGAUCGACGCCGCGGUGGGUGUUGGCGGCAACGUUGUCGAGUCCGAGGCUCUGUUGGAGCCUGCGAGUGGGUCGGGACGCGAUCGUCGUCUCGCACGCAAAGCAUUACAAUGGUCCGGCGCGAUGCUGACGUUUGCGUCGUUCAUCGCGCUCGGCGUCGUUGCAAAGCGGCGCUGGGUUGGCGUUGAGCGCGCGAGCGCGGCGGCGUUGGGAGACACGCCUGGAACAGUGCGCGUGGAAUCGUUCGACACCGCGGCUUGUCAGUGGCGUCUUGAUCGUGCGCUUGACGAGAAUAUUCGGUGUAAUCCGGCUGGCACAGACGUCGUGGUAGUGCCCAAACUCAAAGCGGUGUACGUGGAUGUGACGAAGGCGGCGAGUGAAAGUAUACGAAGUCGUCUAUUAGAUGUCUACAACUCAAGCUGGACAAAUGAAGAAUACGCCAUGGACGAAGGGAACAACAUCGUUCGUUCGACUACUUCUUCGUUGUCGGAUGAAUUGUUGGAUUCAUACAAAUUCUUCACGUUUGUACGAAAUCCAAGUGAGCGUUUCGUCUCUGGCUAUCAGCAGGCUUUCUGUCGCUCUUUGUGUCAGGGAUGCAUGCAUGGAAAGACACCCACCCGGCCUCCGACGAUUGAGCAGACGAUCGAUUUGAUAGAAAUCAUGCGCGGUAGGGCGAAGCAUGACGACAGCUUUUGCUCGAAUCGUCUGGGGGCGCCGCAAGACCAGAGCUUUUUGAACAAUCCUUGGUUGGAUGAGCACUUACAAUCAACCGUAUCGAGGCUCAGUGGUGUAACUCGACGUGGCUCGCGCGUACCAAUGCACUUUAUAGGUCGAACUGAGUCGUUGGACGAAGAUUGGAACCGUCUUAUGGAUGAGCUCGGCGUCGAACCAAGUCACCCUGUUCGUGCUCCGCUCAAGCACGUCGAGCACGAGUGCGCGAUCUCCGAGCGCGAAAGACAUUUGAAAGCCCAACGUGACGUAUUCUUCUCUCACAUAGUCCGUGGUGAACGAGCUCCAGAAUCAGGCGAGCUUUAUGAACCAGUGGAAGUCAUUUACUCACGCGACAGAGCCGAGGUACACAUCCCGAAGCCGAGUACCGCAAACGGUGGUGCGUACUUUGAUAGAUUCAAAACGCUCUACGAGGACGAUUACCGAUGCCUCGAUUAUUAG